AACAGGAGCAGCAGUGAAGUCGCCUUCCUUACCCUACGAGCAGAGAGAUGAACCAGUCUAUUAGUAGAGGGGCUUGAGUUCCAGAGCGUCACGAUGGCCUCCAUGCUGUCGUGUCAGAUUAGGUGCGCUAUAUGUUGUGAGGACUUUAAAGAUCCGGUGAGUCUGCCAUGCGACCACACUUACUGCCAGCAGUGUGUGACUGAUUACAUCAAUGGCAGGCCUGAGCCUUACCUGUGUCCAGAGUGCCGGCGUCCAUUUCAGAGGAAGGACCUGAGAGACUGCCGACUUCUGGGAAACAUCACCUGCGCUGCGAGAGACACCCUGGAGGCUGGUCGACUCCAGAGGAGAUCUGACAUCACCUGCGCUGCGAGAGACACCCUGGAGGCUGGUCGACUCCAGAGGAGAUCUGACAGACGGACGGGGAAGGAGGCCGCGGGAGCCGUGGAUGCGCUGGUCUGUCCUGAACACCAGGAGAAACUCAAGCUCUUCUGCAUGACCGAUGAGAAGCUGGUAUGCUCCAUUUGCAGGGACAGCGACAGGCACCAACAGCACAACUUCAAACCUGCGACUGAGGCUGCCGCCAUCUACAAGGAGGAACUGAAGGCAUCUUUGGACUUUGUGUCUUCAGAGAAGAAUGAACUGUGUGACCUAAAACUGAAACAGACAGACGAGAUCCGGAAAACGAAGGAUAAGUCAAAACGACAGCAUGACCUGAUCACCGCCCAGUUUGCCAUGAUGCGCGAGUUCCUGCGGCAGCGGGAGAGGGCGGCGAGGGAGCAGGUGGACGGGCAGGAGCGGAGCGUCCUGGAGCCCAUGCUGAGGAGCGAGGACGCCAUCGCUGGGAGGCUGAGGGAGACCGAGAUGCUGGAGGAGAGCCUGGGGUCAGGCCUGGAGAUGGCCAAUCCCAGCGCCUUUCUGCAGUGGUGGAGUGACAAGGGACUUCAUCAAGUUCAAGAACUGAAGCACAAAAGGGAUCAGACAAAGGGAAGGUCCAGGACUGCAGAUCUCAAAGUUCUGCCUGAUCGUUUCACUCUUGGGCCUUUUGAGUCCUACACACCCAUCUUCAUCUGGAGAGAGAUGCUCAGGCACUUGACACAAGCAAUUUACAGGAAAAAGAGUCUGCGGUGGAAACUAGCGAUGGCUUCAUCAUUAUCUUGGGAGAUUCAGUGUCCAGUGUGUCUAUGCGACUUCACCGAUCCAGUGAUUCUGCCCUGCGAGCACUCGUUCUGCCGCAUCUGCAUCGACGGCCACAUCAACGCCAGCCUCGGCCCCAUCCUGUGCCCUCAGUGUAGGCAAGCCUUCUCCUCCACAGAGAUCAAGACCUGCCGGCUCCUCCGCAACCUCACUGAGCACCUCAGGGGCCUGAACCUGAGCACCUUACGGGAACAGGCCGUGCCGAGGGCUCCACAGCAACAGGGUGACCUGGUGUGUGACGAACACGAUGAGAAGCUGAAGCUGUUCUGUAUGACCGAUCAGAAGCUGGCCUGCACCAUCUGUAAGGAGCAGGACAAACACCACGGACACGUAUUCAAACCUGUGAAGGAGGCCGCCCACAAAAGACAGGGGGAACUGAAAGGAGCUCUCGGAUUUAUAAUGAAAGAAAACCAAACCCUCAAUGACCUCAGCCAACGCCAACUCGCUGAGAUUGCCCAGUGUGAGAAGAGGUCUGCUGGUCUCAAGGCUCAAGUGUCCUCCCAGUUUGAGGCGCUGCAUCAGUUUUUGCGUAAGAAGGAGAAGGAGCUGCAGGCCGAGCUGGAGCAGAAGAGGGGGAAGUCUGUGGCGGCCAUGCAGCGCAACCUGUCGGAUAUCCAGGGGAAAGCAGACGAUGGCCGAGAGAAGGAGGUGAUCCUUAGGACCGCACUGGAGAUCCCCAAACCAGAUAAUUUCCUGCAGUGGUGGGAAGACAAAGGAUAUCCUGUAAUAGAGGGGAUGAAAGACAAGCGAGAUGUACAGACAAAGUUCAGGUCAACGGUGAAGAACCUGGUGGUGACCCCUGACCUCCUGACCCUGGGCCCCUAUGAGUCCCACCUGCCCUACUUUGUGUGGAAGGAGAUGCUGCAGACCAUCACACCAGGGCCGGAGCGUCUGAGCAUGAAAGAUCCAAAAGAAACCUACCUGAAAUUGUCCCCAGAAGGUCACAGCGUUCGCCAGGUGCACAGGAGUGGCGGCAUGUAUAAGAGCUACAACCCCGGCGCCAGCACCAAGCAGACCUUCAAGAGCGGCCGUCACUACUGCGAGCUGGACGUGGGGGGGAAGCAGAACUGGAGCGUCGGCCUUAAGGUGGAAAUGACAUCGAAGCUUGAGCUGCCAGAGAAGGAAAUCCAGCUCCACCUUAAAAAUGGCGACUACGUCUUUUCUCACGAUGGGACUGAGACCCCUGUUUCAAAUGCCCCGAAAAAUCCCCCGCGCAGGAUCGGCCUGUACCUGGACUGUGAGGAGCAGCAGGUGUCCUUCUAUGAUGGAGACACCAUGAGGCUCAUCCACUCGGCCUUCUGUAGUUUCCUCCAGCCGUGCUCCAUCAGUGUGUGUCCAGGCCUCUACCUGGACGGGAAGAACGCCAACCCAGUCACAUUCUGCUGGUACUGA
Sardina pilchardus (European sardine) is the source of this 2586-nucleotide messenger RNA. Its product is annotated as zinc-binding protein A33-like. NCBI's taxonomy places the organism in Eukaryota, Metazoa, Chordata, Actinopteri, Clupeiformes, Clupeidae. Gene Ontology annotation, biological process: protein ubiquitination. Gene Ontology annotation, cellular component: cytoplasm. The record is from RefSeq and is a predicted model, not a curated record. The transcript has 11 exons. Bases 94 to 2586 code for a protein of 830 amino acids. Gene Ontology annotation, molecular function: protein binding; ubiquitin protein ligase activity; zinc ion binding.